AUGUAUGGGGAGACCACCAUAACAGAGGAAGUCACAUGUGAUGUUGGAGGAAGAGAUGGAAGCAACAAAGGCUAUGGAGAAGAGGAACAAUGCAACAUGGGCGAGAAACUUUAUGAUAUGGGUGCUCGAAAGAUUCUCGUUACAAAUGUUCCUCCAGUUGGAUGUUGCCCGUUUGAAAGAGAUUUUAACCAACAUUCCGGAGAAGUGUGUGUGAAAUUUCAAAAUCUAUUGGUGCAAAAAUACAACAACCAGUUGAAACAAAUGCUCAAAGAACUUACAAACACACUUAAAGGAUCGACAUUUGUCUAUGCAGAUGUAUAUCAUAUAUUUGAUGACAUAAUGAAAAACUAUGGAUCAUACGAUUUUGAAAACGUUGAUAGUGCAUGUUGUCACAUGUCAGGCUUACAUAGUGGUUUGGCUCCAUGCCUACCACAUGCCACUAUUUGCCCAGAUAGAUCAAAGUAUCUCUUUUGGGACCAGUAUCAUGUUACUGAAAGCGCUAAUCUUAUCGUAGCAAAACGUAUAUUGGAUGGAGAUUCUAAUGACAUUUCACCAAUUAACAUACAUACACUUUCAAAGACUUGA
Molecule: messenger RNA, 585 nt
Organism: Lactuca saligna
Lineage: Eukaryota; Viridiplantae; Streptophyta; Magnoliopsida; Asterales; Asteraceae
Source: the annotation of a GenBank genome assembly